GGAGAAACAAAAUAUUAGGGUUUAUAAGGACAUGGACUGGGGGGAGUGUGUGUCCAAGGCAGUGCUGGAGCGCUACAAGUGCUUGCCAAAGAAAGGGAAGCCACAGGGCGGUGAAUACACAGUUCUCGGAGCAUUCUUAGUCUCCGAUUGCGAUUCGUCAAUAGCUUCUUUGCGAGUGAUUGCAUUGGGAACUGGGACCAAAUGCCUGGGAGGCUCUCAACGCAGCCUUGCUGGCGACACAAUCAACGAUUGCCAUGCCGAAGUGAUCGCUAGGAGAACACUGCUCAAGCUUUUAUACACGGACAUCGGGUCUUUUGUAGAUGAGGGGCAAGAUUCUCGUUCCAAGUUUUUCAAGAGGGAUGAUAAUGGCAGACUGCGUAUGCGUCCAGAGAUUCGACUCCAUCUCUACAUCAGCCAGUCACCUUGUGGAGACGCAUGCAUCUUAGGAGUUGAUCCUGGCGCCGGAGAAGACGAUCACAGUGAAUUUUGCUGCACGACGGGGGCAAAGCUGGUGUCUACACAAGUUCACUCGGAACAAAGCCUGCAGACAACGGGCAUGCUUAGGCGAAAGCCUGGCCGGGGAGAUGCCACUUUUUCUAUGAGUUGUAGCGACAAGAUCGCAAGAUGGAAUGUUUUGGGAGUUCAAGGAGCUCUCUUGUCCUUGUUCCUCAACGAACCAGUAUACAUCUCGACGAUUACUGUUGCUAGGAGCACGAAAGCAUCGCCACUGGUUUCCGACCUGGCGUGCAUAGAGGCCCUGCAAAGAGCUACUUUCGGCCGGCUGUGCUCAGUGGCACGGAAUCUAGAAGCUCCUUACAGACUCAACCAGAUAUUCAAUCAGCUGGGACUCGUCCGGCUCCCACGAGGUUGUCAUUGGAACAACGGGAAGGAAGCAAGGUGCUGCGGGCAAAGGAGCGUUGUUACCAGCUACAGAAUCAAAGCUCAACAGGAAGUCAUUGGGGAGAUCAUUUAGACACCUGUUGACGCAUUUCUUCCCUGGCUUGGCUUGCAGCAACUACUUGGAGUGCAAAAAGUUAGCACUAACAUAUUUGGAAGCCAAAGAGAUUCUCCUUCAUCUAAAUUCACCUUUUGCUGGGUGGCUGUCGAACACCUUAGAAAAGUAAUACCAAAACGACCACCUUUGUUUUA
Selaginella moellendorffii is the source of this 1149-nucleotide messenger RNA. RefSeq names its product tRNA-specific adenosine deaminase 1. Gene Ontology annotation, molecular function: tRNA-specific adenosine deaminase activity; double-stranded RNA adenosine deaminase activity; double-stranded RNA binding. Bases 32 to 973 code for a protein of 313 amino acids. Lineage: Eukaryota; Viridiplantae; Streptophyta; Lycopodiopsida; Selaginellales; Selaginellaceae. The transcript is spliced from 8 exons. Gene Ontology annotation, cellular component: nucleolus; cytoplasm. The record is from RefSeq and is a predicted model, not a curated record. Gene Ontology annotation, biological process: RNA processing; adenosine to inosine editing.